This is a messenger RNA of Sebastes umbrosus (honeycomb rockfish), 3807 nucleotides long. RefSeq lists its product as uncharacterized. The record is from RefSeq and is a predicted model, not a curated record. Lineage: Eukaryota; Metazoa; Chordata; Actinopteri; Perciformes; Sebastidae. The transcript is spliced from 9 exons. The coding region runs from base 31 to 3528 and encodes 1165 amino acids.
UGGUGUGGAGACCUGUACGGAGUUUCUGACAUGCUCAAAUCCCAAGAGCCACCAUCCGCUGUCCGGCCGAAGCAGCCCGAGGCCGCUGUCCGGUCCAAGCAGCCUGAGAUCGCUGUCCGGCCCACAGAGUCCCCGUCCACCACCGAGGGUCACCAUAUGGAAUCAUCUCUGAGUGACUCCUUUGUGGAGCUAGAGGGUUGGGUGCAUCUGUGGGAAAACCUCAAUGGCAUCCCACCUGCUGACAUUUCCUGGCUCAAAGAGGACACAGAAAGAGGGCUGCUCACCCCCGUUCAACUCUACAAGGACGACAUCACUGGUCUGUUGAAGAGGCGACGGGUGAUGAAAUCUGACCGCAUGUGGUUUUACCCACCAGAACCUCCUAGCUAUGUCCGAGGUGCUCUGCCAACUCCACAGCUCUUUUUUCGGAGCCGCGUCUUUGUGUGGCGCCCCGUUGGAGUGUGGAGGUACUCCCUGAAGUGUCCUCGAGGUGAUGACUGUGUGGGUAGAGGACAGAAUGUGCACCUCUACACGUCUGGCUACGAAACCCGGGUACGUCACAUCUGUGAUGUGUCCAGCUGGUACACAAUGCUCACAGAGGUCCUGUGCUGUGGGCCAUGUACAAACGCAGCCAGGAGCGGAGAAGGUGGAACGGAGGGUCGGUGGCUUGCGUGGGAUCCCGCUGUGUUAUCGCAACUUAGCGAGGCUCAUCGAGCUAUGUUCCCUGCCAUCCUCACCAGCAAGCGUGGUGUGGAUAAGAAUGUUGUGCGCCUUCUGAGGGACCGGACCGAAGGGAACACUUUGGUCAAGGUGUGGCGUCAGAUACAGGAGAAUCACGUUGAGGAGUACCUUCACCGUAAGGACCUGUACACCACACACCUCAUGACUGUAGUAGCGGAACGUGGAGGGACUGUCUCUGCAUUCAAGCACACAUUCCAGGCUCCACCUCCUCAAAGAGAGCUUCCCUCCGCACUGUUCUUGCGCCACGCCUUCCUGCUGUCAGAAACCAACAAUGUGCAGGAUUACCGGAACCAGAUCCUCUCCACCUUUGGCACUGUGCUGAAAAUGGAUUCCACCAAGAAAGUGGUGAAGAAGCUGUCUUGGGAGGGUCAAGGCUCAGCUGAGUGGUUCACCAGCAUCGGAAACGAGCACUCCCAAAUACUUUCAUUUGUGCUGACCUGUGAGGAGUCCACUCAGAAGCUGGAACCGAUGUGCCGUGGAGUCAUGGAAAGGUUCCGGCUGGCCAAUCAACCUGUCCCCAAGAUCUUGUAUGUGGACAGGGGGUGCUGCUGUGCACAGGGCCCAACAUCAGUGGAGACUUUGUUCCAGCCUUGGGUGGACAACGGGAUGGUUGUGCGUCUGGACAUCUGCCACUGGAUCCACCAGUUUGACGCGGCCAUACGCACGGAGUCUCACUGCAAGUACGCUGUGUUCAAGUCUGCUCUAGCUGGGGCGGUGCUGGCUUACAACUGCACAGAUCUGGAGCUGCUCAUCAAGGCGGUCAGAGCCAAGGAUCCGGCAACACUGAAGUCUGUCUCAGACGAAGAUGUUGUCCGCUGCUACAUUUCCAGGGAGCAGCUCAAACACCACGUGCGGAGGGUCACACUCGGGGCUCAGGAAACCUUCCGGCUCAUCCACCUGGCCAUCGAGGAGCUGAAAGGUCCAGCCGGGCUGGACGAGAGUGGAGUGAGCCUCUUCAAAUCACCUGAGGCCAUUGAUGAGAUGUGGGCAGGCCAGCAGCGACACCUGGAGUGCAUCCAGGAUCCACCAGACAUGAACAUGUAUAGGGCGGCGCGUACCACGACCAUCAACAAUGUGGACGUGCCCUACUACAAAGGUCUGCGUGGAAGCAACAGCCUGGAAGGAUUCCACAAAUCUCUGCCGCACAUGAUUCCAGGUCCCCACUGUGUAGCACGGCCCUAUCAGGUUUACCUGAUAAGUGGCAUUGCACGGUGGAACUCCGACAGGAGCUCGGAUGCCGUGUUUGGUGGCAAAGGACGGCACCACAGGACCUAUUCUGCCCCGCUGAUUGACCGCCUUAACACCCGUUGUCGGCAGCUGUUCGGAGAGACAGUGGAGGAGAAUAUCCGGGCCCCUGCUGAUGUCCCUUCCAACGAGCUGCUCGGGUUGGAGUACCUGUUCAGCCAGAGCACGGGUCAAUCUGGAGCCUUCUCUCUUCAGGACAUUGUCAACGAUGGACCCGAUCCAGAGGAGGAGGUGGUUCAGCCUGGGCAGCCCGAUCCAGAUCCCGAGGCAGACGAGGCGUACCAGAGCAAUGUGGAGGCACAUGACGACGUGCUGGAUGCCACCCUGCCCCACAUUACACUCACCAGCGAUGAAACCUCCACUGUUCACCCUCUGGCCUUUGAGGAUGCCUGCGGUUCAAAACCUCUUCCCGGCUUUCAGAAGUUGGAAAAGUUCUGCUCUGUGUUGGCGGACAUUGGCCUGACAGAGGACAAGCUGUCACUUUCCACUGAGCAGAGGAACAAGGUCCUGGAAGUCUGGAACGCAGUGGAGGAGCACGACAAGCAGCCGCAGCAGUUCGAUCAGCUCUACAGAACACACUGGGGCAACACCCUCUACUGCCGCGCAAAAAGGGACGGUCUUGUCGUUGAUGCUGCUGUGAUACAGAAGGUAAAGAUGGCGAAGCGCUACGCACCAGCGCAACAGGACAUCAGCGCUCAGCACAACAGGCUGAUGUACACGCUGGUGAAACUGUUGUGGUUGUGCUCGCCUCAAGGGUCUCGCAGCAGUCCUGGAAAGUGUACCAUCUUGAAGGCGUAUGAGAUAAUCCAGCAUCGGAUUUUGGUGGAGGAUCCGGUCCUGUGCAAAGCAGGCAUUCCUCUGCCAAAACUCAACAUCCAGACAGUGCGGGACUUCAUCCGUCGUCAAGAGCGCCUCCUCAACCUGCAUGCUACAAAACAGCCCACCGCCCUUAUCACUAAGCUCACCUCCAUCUCAUCUGCUGACGUCCCUCCAGCACCACACCCGCCAGCCAUCCUCGCUCCACCAGACUACCCUCUGAUGGAGUAUGUGCCCACACCCAGCACGGCAGGGACAAAGGUGUUAAAGGGAAGGACGGUCAUGAUCGUGCCACUCUCCCGGCCUCGACCACUACUGCCAGCGCCAGUGAGAAAAAAAAACGUCACCCCUACCAUCACCAGACCCGCGCCCUCCCUCUCUGCAUCCACAGCAACCGCCGGCAUUGCUGGCCCCUCCACACGGCCCAUAAUGCCUGCUGGUCCAAUGACAUCAGCUCCUGCUACUCACGACUGCAUGAGUCCUCCAUCCUGGUCGAGAUCCACGCGGUACAAGCGUAAGGCGAAAGAGCAGCCUAUUGGAAUAGCAAAAAAGAUGUCACGGGUGAAAAAUCUCCCUGUCUGUACAUGCUGUGGCCAACCAACACAGGGACAUAAAAAGUACAAAAAGAAGCCUUUCUGCCCUGUAAAACUGACGUCAACAUCAAAAGGUCUGGACAACAGAGUGUACGACAGCUACGAACACUUCACCUCUGUUGUGGACAAGUUGUGAUAAGCUGUAAAGAUGCUGUAUAUAUCUGUAACUAUGGUACAGUUGCAUUGUAUUGUAAAUAGUUUUUUUAAACUGUACUGCUGUGUUGUUGCCAGCAAUUUUCUCCAAUAAGGUGAUCUGGAGGAAAGACUCUUUCUUUAAAGAAUUGCAUCUAAUUUGACAAACUAAUCUAUCGAUGCAAUGUAUCGAUACACUGUUGACAUCCUGCAAAAGCAGUACACAAUAUCGCAAAUCUUCUACUAGUCAUUCUGUUAGGAUGUGGGGCGGAACUGGUUGUUU